GCCUUUCUACCAUCCAUGCGUCGUCACACCUCUUGGAGGGAGCACCAUACGGUCACAGUGCAGAUAUCAGGAAUGAUGAACAGCCGCGCGCUUUGCCUCUACAUCGCGCUCCUCUACCCGAUUCCCAAAACAUUGACGGAAUACUCAACCAAUACUGACUCGGAGUACGAGUUUGGGGAUUACCGGGGCAAGUGGUGCUUAGACGACCACGGAUUUGUGUAUAGCAUCGGGGAGGUGUACUAUCCCAGUCCAUCUGCUUGUCCGUGCACCUGCACUGAAGACGGACCCGUGUGCAUACGACCCAAGUGUCCUCGCAUUCAUCCUCGAUGUACGCGGAUUAAAUACAAGUCCUGCUGUCCAGUGUGUGAGGCAGUUAGCAAAGUGUGUGUAUAUGGUGGCAAAAUGUACAGAAUAUUCGAGGAAUUCAGGUUGUCACGCUGUGAGAGAUGUCGUUGUGAGCCCAACAGGGAGGUGUAUUGUUCCAUCUCUGACUGUCCUGCACCACAUUGUGUCAACCCUACAUAUGAGCCCAACCACUGCUGUCCUGUCUGCUACACUGGGCCCAAUUGUUUUGUGGGUGACAGAGUGAUCUCGGCAGGGGAGCGGGUGGAGAUAGACAAGCAGACUGUGUGUUACUGCACCUACCGGGACGGCACCUGGCAGAUGCACCCCCAUGCCACCUGCGAGCAGCGCCCGCUGCCGGACCCCGAUCUCAACCCCAGCCCCUCUGAGCCCCCCGAGGAAGACGAAACCAAGCAGAUGGAUAGGGACUUCCGCCCCAGGCUGGACUGGAUCCCGUGAGCAGGCAGGAGGGUGGGUGUGAGGGUAAUAGUGCGCCAAGGGGAAACGGGGAGAUGAUGGGGCAGGUUGUUUUCCGUGCCCUGCUGAGUGCAGUCUGCAUAGGGCUUAGGGCCAGGGAUGACCUACUACACCACAUUAUACAACCACAAUAACAUUACUAGCUAGUAGUGUUUAUGCAAUAUUAUAUACAACUUUGCACACAGGGACAAUGUAUGGUGCACAUUCAAGACAAUAUACAACUAUAACAUAUAGUUUGUUGAAAUUAAUUUCUUCAUUUUCCUUCACUUGCAGUAGUUUGGUUUUGUCAUCAAAGGGCUGGUGUAAGUGGACACUUAGAGAUGGUGGCAACAUUCACCCUUUUAUUAAUCUCAGGUUUACACUAGUGCACAUUAACGUUGCACUGUAUAUUUCUCUUUGACUACUGUUGUUUCUUUACUAACUUAAAGAUAUCCAUUGUAGAAUUGUUCUAAUGCUGAAAUGGAAAUGUUCCUUUUUCUGUAUGCAAAUUGACUUGUGGUUCUAUGAAGUGUAGCUUUGAUUGGCAUUUUAUCAAAUAAACAUCAGGAAACGUAUGUAUCAAGCGUCUCAGAUUCAAGUGGCAAUUUAGGAUCAGUUUUGCCUUUAAUAGAUUACAAUGAAUAUAAGAUUACAUGGAUAAGGGGCCCUGACCCCAGAUCAACCCUCCUACGGAGACGCUUGAUACGGACCCAGUUGAAUGAAUGACAAUGUCCCAUCCUUAUACUUGUUUACAUGCAGACAAGCUCCUACACCAGGGGUAGGUAACCCUGUUCCUGGAGUGCAACAAGUACUGCAGGGUUUUGUUCCAACUAGGCACCACAUGACCAAUUGAUCAGUUCAGUGAUUGCCCAAAUUCAACACACCUGGUCUUCCAGGUGGUUAAAUCAAAAACAUGAAGUGGCUGUGGCACUACAAGACCAGGAUUGCCUACCCCACCCUACACUUUUCCCUGGACAAGGAUUCUAUCGGAUCUCAGGGCUCUUGGCAAAGUUUCUUACAUGAUUGUUACUUUUAUUUGUCUUGCCUUCUAGGUUACCCACUUGGUCAUUUUGUAAAGAUAUAUUAUUUUCUGGUACAUGUACCCAUCUCGUUAUUAAAUACAAUUUGUUUUUGGCGGGCCUUCUUGUUCUAUACUCUUCAUCAUAUCCCUCAAUGGAAACUUAAUUUAGGCUCUUAGAUGAGCAACCUCCUGCAAAAUGGAUUUGUAUUUUCAGCCAUGAAGAUAAAUUCUCCAUAAAUAAUUUACCUCUGCUAUCUAUAAUUUAGUCAUCCAUUAACAUUGACAAGUUAUCAAAUAUAUCCUGACGUGAACCACAAUUCACUGGCCCCUUCUGAAUUUUGGGGCUCCUGAAUUGUACAGCAGUCUAAGAGACUGCAUCUCAGUGCUAGACAUGCCACUACAGACCCUGGGUAAAUCACGGGCUGUAUCACAACCAGCCGUGAUCAAGAGUCCCAUAGGGUGGCGCACAAU
Molecule: messenger RNA, 2290 nt
Organism: Oncorhynchus mykiss (rainbow trout)
Lineage: Eukaryota; Metazoa; Chordata; Actinopteri; Salmoniformes; Salmonidae
Product: von Willebrand factor C domain-containing protein 2-like
Biological process (GO): negative regulation of BMP signaling pathway
Cellular component (GO): AMPA glutamate receptor complex
Molecular function (GO): protein binding
Source: RefSeq, a predicted model, not a curated record